Messenger RNA from Erythranthe guttata (spotted monkey flower), 1543 nucleotides. Its product is annotated as shikimate O-hydroxycinnamoyltransferase. Lineage: Eukaryota; Viridiplantae; Streptophyta; Magnoliopsida; Lamiales; Phrymaceae. Gene Ontology annotation, molecular function: acyltransferase activity, transferring groups other than amino-acyl groups. The record is from RefSeq and is a predicted model, not a curated record.
GAUUAUUUUCUCUUCGAAUUAAUAAAGUUUUCAGAAGCUAAGAUUAUAUAAUCAAGUAAUCAACGGGAUCGGAAUUCGACGCCAUGAAAAUCGUAGUGAAGGAGUCGACGAUGGUGCGUCCGGCGGCGGAGACGCCGCGCGUCAGCCUCUGGAACUCCAACGUCGACCUGGUGAUGAACAACUUCCACAUCACCUCCGUGUACUUCUACCGCCGCCCCGCGGCGGCGGACGGCAGCUUCUUCGACGCGGCGGUGCUGAAGGAGGCGCUCGGCCGCGCCACGGUGCUGUUCUACCCGAUCGCGGGGAGGCUGAAGAAGGAUGCGAACGGGCGGUUCGAGAUCGACUGCAACGCCGAGGGAGUGCUGUUUGUGGAGGCGGAAUCCGACGGCGUGGUUGAUGAUUUCGGGGAUUUUGCUCCCAGCUUGGAGCUCCGCCGCCGCCUAAUCCCGGUCGUUGAUUAUACCCAGGGAUUCUCAACGUACCCGCUUCUACUGUUGCAGGUAACGCAUUUCAAAUGCGGUGGCGUGACCUUGGGUGUUGGAAUGCAGCACCACGUGGCAGAUGGUUUUUCGGGCCUUCAUUUCAUCAACACCUGGUCCGAUAUGGCCCGUGGACUCGCCGCCGCCACAGUGCCGCCGUUCAUCGACCGAAGUAUCCUCUGCGCCCGUGAUCCGCCGCGGCCUCAGUUCGAGCACAUCGAAUACCACUACCCACCGAAACCCCCUGCCGACGAAACCACCACCACCGUUUCUCUGUUCAAGCUAACCCCCGACCAGCUGAACAACCUUAAAUCCAAGUUCAAAUCGUCGGACGAUGAAAUCAACAAUGCGGUAUCUUCUUACACCUCGUUCCAGAUGGUGGUGGCCCACAUCUGGCGGUGCGUCACUAGGGCCCGCGGGCUGCCGCGGGCCCAGGAGACCAAACUGUACAUCUCCACAGACGGGCGGUCCAGGCUCCGGCCCGCGCUGCCGCCGGGUUACUUCGGCAAUGUGAUAUUCACCGCCGCGCCGGUGGCGGUUUCCGGCGACAUACUGUCGGAGCCCGUGACGUACGCCGCCGGAAAAAUUAGGGCUGCGCUGGCCAGGAUGGACGACGAGUACAUGAGGUCGGCGCUCGAUUACUUGGAGCUGCAGGGCGAUGUUAAGGCAGUUGCUCGCGGGCCCCAGACGUUUACCUGUCCGGAUCUCGGGGUAAUCAGUUGGGUGAGGCUGCCGGUUUACGAUGCGGAUUUCGGGUGGGGUAAGCCUGUGUAUAUGGGGCCCGGCGGACUUGCUUACGAAGGGCGGUGUUUCUUGAUGCCGCCUCCUCCGGCGAACGAGGAAGGCGGAUUAUUGGUGGCGAUGUCGUUGCAGAAACAACAUGUGGAGAUUUUUAAGGAGCUACUCUAUGACAUUUGACAUUUGAGUGUGUGUGUUUGUGUGUGUGUUGUUUAAAUGCUUAUAAUUGUUUGUGUGCACAACUUUGGUAAUAAAAAUUUGGGUACAUUAUAUUUCCCCAUGCAUGCGAGAGCAAGAUGUUUAAUAAUUAUCUCUUUACACUUAAA